Messenger RNA from Chiloscyllium plagiosum (whitespotted bambooshark), 562 nucleotides. Lineage: Eukaryota; Metazoa; Chordata; Chondrichthyes; Orectolobiformes; Hemiscylliidae. The record is from RefSeq and is a predicted model, not a curated record.
GAUUGGACGGGAGUUGACUCUGCGCUCUGUUUUCAGAUUGCUUUGUGAUGUCUGAAUAUCCUGCACAGCCCACCGAUGGUCAGGACAAGAUCUGCCUGCGUGUACGGGGAGUGGAGAGAAACUCGUUCCAGGACAUCACCAUCGGGAAGACUGAGUCAUUGAAGAGACUGAUGGAGGAUUACAAAGAGCGGAUGGCUCUACAGCGAUGCCGACUGACUUUCCACUUUGACGGUGCCGAGCUAUCGGAGACCAGCACUCCCCAGGACAACGAGAUGGAGAACGAUGAUGUGAUCGAUGUUUGGAUAUGCUCCUGAAUGUCACGCUGGGAAUGCUGACAGGGAAGAGCGAUUGGUGUGGGGCUGAGGGCAUGUAUCAUACAUGUUGACUCCUGCCCGUAUUGUGACAGUUCCUACAGUCAAAUAGCAGCCAUGUUCUGGCUCCCUGUGUUGUGUUCAGACUGAACUCUUCUGUUUGUAACUAAUUGUACAGAGCUUUGAUGAACCCAAUUAUGUGCAGCAUAUUGUCCUUUCGUAAAAACAAAUGUCUUGGUUUGCUCCUACCA